This is a messenger RNA of Glossina fuscipes, 975 nucleotides long. RefSeq lists its product as uncharacterized. The coding region runs from base 579 to 899 and encodes 106 amino acids. The transcript has 2 exons. Lineage: Eukaryota; Metazoa; Arthropoda; Insecta; Diptera; Glossinidae. The record is from RefSeq and is a predicted model, not a curated record.
UCUGAUAUUAGUCGCACGUACAUAAAUGAAGCAACGAAUCGAUUUCAUCUGACGAAAAGAGUAAGAAAAGAUUUAACGGACGUGACAACAUCAAGUCUUGUAUAAGGUCUAGCAGCUAAGAUGAGAAUACGGUAAAAUUAUGAAACACCUAUGUAGUAAAAGAGAACAAAGUUCUAAGAUGUUAUUUAGAAUUUAGAGAAAUGUGGACAGAUAAGAUAAUUAAUAUAAAUGACUUAGUCGAAGCGAUUUAAGGUAUUUUUCGUGCGGUAGAUCGCGAACUGUGUGCUCUAUAUGAAAAUACAUCACUUAUAGUUUUUCGUCUGCCUGUUUGUCUGUCUGUUUGUUUGCUUUUCUUCACUCCUCUCUCGCUGUCUCCUAUUACUUACUUUUAUAUUUUACAGUUGAUCCUAAGUAUGCAUCAAUGUACUUAUACAGCGAUUUUGUUUUCAAUACAGAUCUACAUACAAUAAAACUAAACAAAAUUAGAUGAGACUUUUUAUUCGAUACGGAAUGUAAUGCUUAUCUUUGCAUAUAGAAAAUUCGGGAAUUAAUUAUAUCAUUUUUUUUUCUUUUUUUGAAUGGCUAACCACUCAGUGGAUGCCUGCGGUGUAAAUGGUACGGAUAUCGGCUGCAGUGAAGUAUUUUUGGAUCGCCUUAAAGAAUGUAAACUCCUGACUGCGUCCUUUGACACUUCAAACACAUAUUCUGCUCAGCGAACAUUAUUUCGUAUUCUCAUGCCCAGAAAAUCAAGGAUUGCCGAUUCGUCCGCAUUGACACUACCAAAGGAAAAGGGGUUGGUCAUCCAGUCUAUUGCAUUGGCAGUACGCGCAGAGAAAAAACUAAACCAUCUUAUCCCAAUCUAUUCCUUAUGUCCCUUACCCGUUUCAUGGUCAUCAUGACUGUUCUUAAAUAUUUUAAAGACGAAGUAUGUACCGAUUGCAUGCUACUCUGCUCUAGUGAAGCGGUAUGGAUUAU